AUGAAGCCCAAUACAGGGUUCCUGUCUCUUGCUGAAGAACUCCGGGUUUUCAUACUGAGCUUUCUUCCUUACCGAGAUAUCCUUCAUUGCACAUCUAUAUGUAAGGCCCUUCGCCAGACAUAUGUGUCCUCCUCCGAGCUUCAGUACAUCGUUGAACUCGGCGGCCAACAUUUGCUCCCUGUACCCAACACGGACAACCACACACCUAUUUCCGAGCGUCUACGACUCUUGAGGAACAAAGCUCACGCAUGGUUCAAGGCUGACCUCAACUCUUUCGAAUCAUUCCCUAUACCGUUUAAACGAUGCACUACGAGCGUAUCCGUCGCUAAUGGACAUGUCUCUUUGUGGGACGAAGACGACGAUACUGCCAGGAUCAUUCCGAUUCUUCCGAAGCCCCCACAACAAACAUUCCAGCGCUACUGGUCUCCAGGAACGUUGUGUUCAGUCCCCCACUCAACCAACAUCGAUGUGUUCAUGGACCCAGCACAAGAUCUGAUCGCCGUCGUGUAUAUUGUUGAUCACAAGACAACUCAUAUCGACCUUAAAACAUUGAGUGUCGAUGGUGUUCACCCCCGCGCUGCUGGACAAACAUUGUUUCUGUAUGGGCUGCCCGGACACGAUGACUCGGAAAUCCGCACAGUGGGCCUCAAGCUCAAAGGUUUUGGAAGGCAUAUUGCUUUGCAGCGCAGUUUGUCCGUUGAACAAGGGACUUCGUCAGACGACAUGUGGCAGUUACAGAUUUGGGACUGGCAACACUCAACGACAUCCAAUAGCGCCCUCAGCGGCUUAAUAGAUCCCGAAUACGGCACCAUAUUCGAUUUUUGUUUCCUCGGAAAUAAUAGGUUGCUCGCUUGGACCGACGAAUUGAGGAUCUAUUCCAUCGAGGAUAUGUCCCAGACGCCACAAUUGCUGGCGUGUUUCCUGGUGCCCAUCCCAAUGGAUGAAACACAUUUUUUCCUUCCGAUGGAUGAUAUUCAUCAGAUACAAGCCCAACAAUCUAUGUACACUUCUGACCCUGCACAUCGCAUACUAUGCAUUUUCGCGGCCCAUCCCCCUUCUCGUGUCAUCUUCAUUUCCACAAAAGUUUUCUUCGACCUUGACGGAAUAGCAGCAGCAACGCCAAUACCAUGGGAGGACUGGGGCCCCUCAAAUACCCGCAUUUUCGAUCAACCAGAUUUCUGCGGAAUUAACGUUUGUGGAAAUCGAGUUUUGAAGUCAUUUUGUGUCCUCGGGGAGUUUAAAUUACAUGUGAUGGAUUUCAGUCCACUAGCUGUGAUGAACAGGCGGGGUCUAGGACGAGUGGUGAAAGAGCCAUCUACGAUAAUACUCAGUCGCUACACUUUCAGGCCAGGGGACGCCUUGACGACAACAUUCCUGCCUUAUGUCGAGGUCGUAUUGGACAGAACCUUCCGGGGUUCCUCGCCUGACAUAUGGAUAGACGAAGAUAGAAUUUAUUUAUUCAAACUGGGAGCAAAACAGACCGUGAAAGGUACUAGCACGCUUGAGGUUAUCGACGUCUAG
Molecule: messenger RNA, 1521 nt
Organism: Suillus clintonianus
Lineage: Eukaryota; Fungi; Basidiomycota; Agaricomycetes; Boletales; Suillaceae
Exons: 3
Coding region: 1-1521 (506 amino acids)
Molecular function (GO): protein binding
Source: RefSeq, a predicted model, not a curated record